This is a messenger RNA of Cynara cardunculus var. scolymus (artichoke), 522 nucleotides long. RefSeq lists its product as uncharacterized. NCBI's taxonomy places the organism in Eukaryota, Viridiplantae, Streptophyta, Magnoliopsida, Asterales, Asteraceae. The coding region runs from base 1 to 522 and encodes 173 amino acids. The transcript has a single exon. The record is from RefSeq and is a predicted model, not a curated record.
AUGCCCAAUUAUGACAAGUUUCUCAAAGACAUCUUAAGUAAGAAGAAAAAACUGACCGAGUAUGAAACUGUAGCUCUUAUUGAAGGAUGUAGUGCACUUCUGACCAACAAGAUACCUCCUAAGCUUAAAGACCCUGGAAGUUUCACUAUUCCUUGUUUUAUAGGUGGGAAAGAGAUUGGGAAAGCUUUGUGUGACUUAGGUGCAAGUAUCAACCUCAUGCCUUUAUCUAUUUUCAACACCUUAGGCAUCAGUGAGGCUAGACCUACCACUGUUACACUUCAAUUGGACAACAAAUCCAUUGCAUACCCUAAGGGAAAGAUUGAGGAUGUUUUAGUGCAAGUUGACAAGUUCAUAUUUCCGGCAAAAUUUAUCAUCUUAGACUUUGAGGCCGAUAAGGACAUUCCUAUUAUAUUAAGGAGACCAUUCCUAGCCACCGGAAGAACUUUGAUAGAUGUCCAGAAAGGAAAGCUGACAAUGAGACUUCAGGACCAAAAGUCACGUUUAAUGUUUUCAAUUCUGUGA